This is a messenger RNA of Linum trigynum, 3899 nucleotides long. The record is from the annotation of a GenBank genome assembly. NCBI's taxonomy places the organism in Eukaryota, Viridiplantae, Streptophyta, Magnoliopsida, Malpighiales, Linaceae.
GGAAAACAAAAUUAAUCGUCAAUUCGUCAUGUGUAUAAUCGGACAGAUUUAAGUUAGAUAGCGAAGAAAUCAUAUCCAUCCAUCACCUAGUUCGACAGAAGAUUGUAUUCUGGCGGGUAUUCAUACGUAUGGUUAUUUUUGACAUCCCUACCAGUCACUCAGCAUUAGGGAUGGCAAUGGGUAGGGUCGGGUGCGGGUUUACCCUAUACCAACUCCUAACCCGCCGGGUAGAGCUUUCUAAAUACCCGACCAAAUAACCACCGGGUAUGAAAAUUAUAUAACCAUACCCUACCCACCGGGUAACCACGGGUAUUCGGGUAACCAUGGGUGCGAAUCCUAAACUAUGAACUUAUACACAUAUAUGCACAUACAUACUCUUGUCCAUUAAAAAUUCUCAAUACUUGUAACUGUUCUAGCUUCAACAAUCCACACAAAUGAAAACAGCAAACACAUAAUAAUUGUUCUUGCUUCUACAAUCCACACAAACAUAAUAAUCGUCUACAUCUUCAUCAUCAAUAAUGGUAGCUAAACUCAAUUUCUCAAGCUAAAAUAAAUUUCUCAAGGGAAAUUGAUCAUUUGGUUAGCUGGGCGGGUAUAACGGGACAGGUAUUAUCGAUUACCAUACCCGUACCCUACUUGAAACCGGGUAUUACCCGUACCCACCCUUUAACCCGUCAAAGCGGGUAAUUACCCUCGUUGACCGGUUACGGUCGGUAAAGUACUCAUGGUUACGGGUUGGAUUGACAUCCCUACUCAGCAUUGAAUGAGUGAAUCAGGGUUUUGUUUUCUCGGGCCAGGUGGUGGUUUGACUGGCACCUGACCUCACCAGCUGACUGCUCACCUGCCUGAACAAGAAAGCCAAACAAAGAAAGGAGUGUAACCAGAGCACCAGACGGCAACAGUGGAAAAACGCCACCCGCCUGACCCGAACCCCAACCUUCUUCCCCCCUCUCUCUCUCUCUCUCUCUGCCUCGAAAAUCUCUAUCUGGAAACGGAAGCGGAAGAAGAAAGACCUCCCUCGCAACUCCCAACUUCAUUUCCUUUCUUCUGCACAGCAGUCCUCUCCUCCACCCGCCUUCUCUCUCUCUCUCUCUCUCUGGUCUCUGUAUAGAUGAUGACCGAUGAUGAUGAGCAGACCACCGCCAUGACUCCUUCCUCUGUUCACUGCCAUCAUCGGAUGAUGGUCAAGGCCGAAGCAGCAGCAGCAAAUCAACAAGACGACGACGAAGACGACGACAGUGGCGAUUAUCUGUUAGGGGGACCGAACCCGACCACAUUCUCCCAACUCCUCUGCUCCAGCGAUGAUGAUCCUCACCACAUGAUCAUUAAUGACGCGCAUGUCCAUCCUCCCCACUCUGCUCCUCCUCCUCCUCCUUCGAUGCUCUGCUUUGGCGGUGCUCUGUUCUCGCCGCGUCAUCGUCAUCAUUAUCAGGACAGCAAUCAUGACGACGAUCUUCUUCUUCCAAACACCGCCGCCGCUGCAAAUCCUCCGCCACCGAGGAAGAGGGCAAGCAAGAAGAGUAAAACAGUGGUAGUAAAUGCCUCUGCUGCUGCUCCUCCUCCUAUUCCUAGGGCAAGGAAAGAGAAGGUGGGAGAAAGGAUUGCGACAUUGCAGCAGCUGGUUUCCCCCUUUGGCAAGACGGAUACGGCAUCGGUGCUGCACGAAGCGAUGGGAUACAUCAGGUUCCUGCAAGAUCAGAUUCAGGUCCUCUGCUCGCCUUACCUCCUCCUCCAAGAACCCAAAUCUCAGCAGCAGCAGGGGAAGAGGGAGCUGAAGAGCAGAGGGCUGUGCCUGGUUCCGGUGGACUGGACCAUGCAUGUCGCCACCGCCGCCACCACCAACGGCGCCGAUCUUUGGUCCCCUCUCUCCACCACCACGACUCCUACUCCCGCAUUUCCGUGCUUUUCACCACCGCCAGCCUCCUCGGCCGACCAGUAAUUGGAUUUGCUUUGGAUGUCUCGUUCUUUUGUAACCUUUUUUUCCUAGCUAGCUAAAAGCCAGGGAGGGUAGUAGUUACUAGUUAUGGCUUAGGGGCUUAAACGACCUCCCGUUUUGAAUAGAGGAAAGACGGGGACCCACUGAGAAAGGGGAAAUUGUAUGUAUUUUUUUCUCGCUGGUCAAAGGGGUGAUCUUUCUUUCUUUCUAAAUUAGUGAAUUCUCGACGGUAAUUAAUGGGGCCAUCAGAAUUUAAGCAUGUUUUACAAUUGUUACAAUCUUCUAGGGUUUCACCAGUUACCGAUGCAACUUUGAGAAUGGGGAAAAGGGGGUGGAGUCUGCUGGUCGGGGACUGGUCCGGAUUUUGUAUGUACACAAAAUAAAUAAUUCCAAAUUAUAAUCACCUUUUAAAACCAUUUCUCAAACUAGUCACCGAGAAGAGUUUUUGGACGGGACCGGAUAGUAAACAAUCCAAUUUUUGGGCUUAGAUUUGAGGUAAAAAUCCGGAUAAAGAUCGGAUAAAAGAGCUCAACACCCAAAACUUAAGGGUAAUUUUGCAUAAACGGUCACAAACCUUUGCACUUAGUACAAAACUUAUCCAACUCCUCACCCUUUAAGGCCUUAGGCCACUCAAAACCCACAAUCUCAAUGUAAAAUCAAGACCGAAUUGGGACCGGACCGGAUCAAGACCGGCUGUAUCCAAUCCAAUCUUCGGUACUUAUAUUUUCAAAAAGACCGGACUGGACCGGAUCAAUUUGGGCCAAUUUAACCGGACCGGACCGUAUAGCCACCCCUAGAUCACACUAGUUUCUAAACUCAUUUGAGCUAUUCAAAUUUCAAAACAGUCAUGCAUACCAACCGUUGUGAGUCUCAUCCUAACCAGAAACUACUUUAGUGAUCUUUUAUGAGAUAAGAAGAAUUAUUGUGCUCUCGUCGAAUUUUAUUCUACCUCUCAAAUUCAGCAGUAAUUCGAGAGCUCAGCAGUAAAUCUCAAAGUGGAUUUACUCCGAAAGAUUAGGUCUUCAAAUUCACUCUUUCAGAGAGUCGGUUCUUUCAAAUAAUUGGGAUUUUUUUUUUGUCUAUCCUACUAAUUAAGGAGGACAAACAAUCUACUACAUUCUUUAAAAUCCUAGUAAGAUGAUCAUUACCAUCUACCAAUGCCAUGUUCAAUAUGAAAACAAUCGGGAUACUGGCUAUCUUUACUCAUCUGUAUUGACUAUAAUUAUUUAUGGCCAGUCUUCAAGACUUUCUCCAUCUUAUACUGCUCCUCAUGUUUUACUUGAAAUUCAUUGGUUGUUAGGAGUUAUGAAGAACUAUUUAGUAUCAAUAACUUGAUAUGUUGGGAGAGUUUAUUAAUGGAUCUUAUACUAUUUAUUAACACGCCCCCUCAAAAUAAAUUCAACUUAUAUGGACUUGAAGUUUGCACAAAUCUGAAUAUCAUAGGCUUGCAGAUAGGGUCGUCAAAAUUCAUGCACAAGACUGCUCAACCAUUUUCAAUUACACACGUAAUGCAUUGAAUUUGGUUUGAGGGGUUGUCUUCUUUGUUUUUGUCAAUUAUAUUUGGGAUUUUGUUUGAAUUUUUGUUUUUACGUUCGGGAAAAUUGUUUGGGAUUAAAAUAAGAGUUCUAUAAAUGCUCUUUAUUAUCCUAUUUGUAGUCAAGUCAAUUUGUUUGGUUAUUCUGUUCCGAAUUUUGUUUUGUAAUCUGUAAAUUCCUCAAGGGGUUGUUUGCAUGAUGGAUUUGGAUCAACCAAAAACUUUGUCUACACUAUGGGGUUGUUUGGAAGUUGUGAUUCUUCAAAUUGAUGUAUUGAGACAAUUAGUGUAUUAUCAUUUGAUAUAUUGAAUCAAUUGACGUAUUAUGCAAGUAUCUUGUUUGGAGGUUUAGAUUGUGUUUUUCUUGCAAAGCUACAAAAGUUAAUUUUGAGUGAUUGUGAAUAAUCUGAACAAAAAGUAGAUAUUGAU